CAGCCAACAUGCGCUUUACAUACCGGUUUCAGUCUGGUUACGGACUAACAAAGGUAAAUCAUUUAUGUCGUAAAAUCAUGUAAACAUUCAAAUUUACAGUCGGCCGUCGCAUACAAGUAGUUACCCUAAGUCAUCCCAAAACUUCGUGUGUCAAAAAUAAAAAAGGUUUACCGCUCAAAAUGCCUAGGUGUGCAAAAAUGGAAGAGGAUCUAGAAAUACUGGAACGUGCCAUUCUAAAGUUAGAGGCAACUGGUGAAGAUAAAUCAGAACAAAAUGGAUCUCAUAGAGACCUCUAUAAAAAUUGGGGCAAGUAUGGAUCUCAAGAACAAAGACGUAAAGAGCUCUUAGAAACUCAAAAAAGUAACAGACUAAAUAGAAUUGAUAAGUUUCGAGGUAUAAUGGAACUUGUACAAACUGUAGAAGAGGGAAAGCUUUUUAAACCAUACAAGAAGAUAACAUAUAGACCAAGUAUUUAUGUUGCUGGAUUUCACAAGACUUGCUUGACCUAUAGCAAUGUUCUGAUGUUAUCUGAAUGGAUGGUGGAAAAGCCUGAUGAUUUUGAGACAGACUGGUACAUUGCACCUUGUCCAAAGGGAUCCAGAAUGCUUGUGAUAUCAUAUCAUGGAAUGACAAAGUGUUACAACAAAUAUGGUCAUUUUAAAUUUGAGUAUUGGUCGGCAUUACCAGGCGGUAAUCCUCGAACAGCUGUAAGACACAACAGUUGUGUGUUGGACUGCUUCUAUUACAAGCCAACUAAUACUAUGUAUGUGUUAGACAUUCUAGCUUGGAAUGCUCAGCCUAUGACUGACGGAGAGACUGAAUUUCGACAAUUUUGGAUGAAGUCACAUUUAGAUGAAAUAUCUGGACUCAAGACUGUUUCUAAAUGGAAUAGAACAGUGUUUAAAUUGAUACCUAUGAUCCCAUGUACAACACAUGAACUGAAUACGUUCUUUUCAAAAUAUCCACCCUGUGAAGAUCCAGAAUUCCCUCCACUUGAUGGUCUUCUGUUCUAUCACAAGAAAGCCCACUAUUUCGCAGGACAAACACCACUUGUGGGAUGGCUGUUCCCAUUCAUGGUACCUGAAGUUAUUGGGGGUGAUAUUAAAGUCAAUCCAGAAUAUUUCGAAGGAAGGCCGGACGAUUACGUAAAUCAGAGUGACUUUAUACAAAAGUUUGAAUAUAAUAUGGCUUUGAAGAAAGACCAAACUCGCCGAAACUCACGGAAAAACUCUAUGGACCUUGAUACAAAUAAGAAUGAGGUCACUGAAGAUACAAAACAAAAACAAGUUGAGCCAGCAGAUGUAAUGGAAUCUGAGGAAACUAUAAAAUCUGUAGAAGGUUUAGAAAAUAUGGAGAAGUGUGAUCAACCUGAAAAACAAAUGGAAAGUGAACACAGUGAUGGUUUAAAAGUAUAAUUCGUUAUUCGAUCUUUUUUUAAAGUGCAAGACAACAUUUUAAAGAAUAUAUGACAUCCUUUAGAAUUUGGCCUUGCAGUGUAUUUUGAUUUUGAGAAAAAGUAUUAUUGUUUUCGUUUGUGUUUAAGAUGAAGAUUUCUCUCCACGAAUUGAAAUUAUCAGGACAGUAUAGGGGUAAAUAUUGAUUUCUUUAUAAAAAAUGUCCUUCUGAUUACCAAAUAAUCUUAAAAUUAGUAAAAUUUUUUAAGGAACAUAGCUGUUCACUUUUUAUAAUAACGGUCUUUGAAAUUCUUGAUGUUUGCACUAUUCAAUUGCAUUCCUUAAUCUUUAUAUUGGACAUUUGUACUUUAGGUACUGAUUGUUACAUAAUCAUCUAAUAAAGAUGAAUAAAAAUCUA
Molecule: messenger RNA, 1812 nt
Organism: Zerene cesonia (dogface butterfly)
Lineage: Eukaryota; Metazoa; Arthropoda; Insecta; Lepidoptera; Pieridae
Gene: Snup
Product: snurportin-1
Exons: 10
Coding region: 180-1415 (411 amino acids)
Biological process (GO): snRNA import into nucleus
Cellular component (GO): nucleus; cytoplasm
Molecular function (GO): protein binding
Source: RefSeq, a predicted model, not a curated record